Sycon ciliatum is the source of this 1420-nucleotide messenger RNA. RefSeq names its product protein FRG1-like. The coding region runs from base 159 to 947 and encodes 262 amino acids. Lineage: Eukaryota; Metazoa; Porifera; Calcarea; Leucosolenida; Sycettidae. Gene Ontology annotation, molecular function: actin filament binding. Gene Ontology annotation, cellular component: catalytic step 2 spliceosome; striated muscle dense body; nucleolus. The record is from RefSeq and is a predicted model, not a curated record. The transcript has 9 exons.
ACAUGUAUCAAAAGCAAUUUUCUUCCAUAACGCAGGCUCAGGAUAGAGUAUUGUUUGUUAGUUCUGGACUUCCAAUCGCGUUCAUUAUUUACAACCACAGAACCACUGCGUUGAUGGUACAAAUCUAGUAGGAACUAUCCUUUUGCUAAGGUACUGGGAUGGCUGAAUAUGUGGCGAAACCAGGGAAGCUAUGGCUAAAGGGUGAAAAAAAGCCGAAAAAGAAGAAGUCUCACAAGCGCAAGCACGAAAGCGACGACGAAGCAGCCGCCGCCGACAAUGCCAUCGAAGGCGAGGUUCUGCACGAGACGUGGCGGCGUGUGCGUGACCUGGUCGACGUCAAGGGCCCGGUGUGCCUUGUCAGUCGCACGGGUGCCUAUAUAGCAGCUCAGGACGAUGGGUGCUUUGUGGAAGGCGUGCCAGGUGAAUCAGAGAAGCGACCGCCGAAUGAGGCCGAGGAGUACCUGGGUUACACGGUUGGUGAUGAAAAGGUGGCGCUCAAAUCCGGAUAUGGGAAGUACAUGUGCACGUCGUCUUCCGGUGACGUUGUGGGUAGAUCCGAUGCUAUUGGGACGCGUGAAAUGUGGGACCCGAUCUUCCAAGAUGGUCUCAUUGCAUUCGAAGGCUCCAAUCGACGCUUCAUGACCGUGGAGGAGAGUGGCAAGCUGAUGUCCACGGCCGAGAAAGUGUCGGACGACGCUAAGUUCACCCUGCGCACCAGCAAGAGUAAGUUCAAGAAGGCAAAGACGGAAGUCGAGAAGGAGUACGGCAAGAAGCUGUCAAACCUGGAGAUGGAAUAUGUGAAUCGUUACCAAAGCUUCCAAGAUCACCACGUCAUCGUCACGCAGAAGAGUCGUGAUGAACUGCGCGGUGCACGAGAAAAGGGAAAGCUGCACGAGAGCCUUCUGGAUCGGCGAGCGAAAAUGAAGUCGGAUCGUUAUUGUAAAUAGUAGGGUGGCCGUGCACGUUAUCAUCUACCAAGCCGAACAGAACCGGUGAAGCGCGUGAGAUUUAACGUGCAUCGCGUUUGUUUUUAGUCAUGCUGGUCCUUUUUUUAGUUUAGAGUUGGACUUACAACCACUGCCAUGUACACAUUUGCUUGCUGCAGAGUAGUUUCCUGUGCGUCCUGCCUCCUGUAAAUACCUUUCUGUCCUAUUCUGGUUUCUUGCGCGUUUGCCUUGUUUGCAUUUGCUAUGCCAUGUCUCCCUGUUUGCAAUUCGGAUGUGUAGCAUCAGAGUUAAACUUGUACAUACUGUCACACUAAUAUUGAUGCAGGCAUCAGGGGCAGAAUAUUUGUAUCAUUUGACGGAACUAGAGUUAUAUAUAUUAUUAUUAUAUACAUGUACAUAAUAAUAAUAAUUAGUGACUCAAUGUAAAUUCUAAUUUUGAUGGUACAAGUACAUGACAUGUACACGUAUUCCAA